GAGGAGGAGCCCGAGGGGGCGCGGCUUCCUCCGUGUCCCUGCCGGGCGCCAGAGAGCCUCCUUCSCCGGGCCAGGACUGGCGGCCGGCGGGGGUCCUGGCGGCGGCGGCGGCGGGGGCGCUGGCGGGCCGCGGGUCGGGCUCCGGCCCCGGCUCCGGGUGUUAGGAGACAAGAUGGCGGCGGCGCUCUGGAGGCCGGUCUUCUCCUCCUCCUUGCCCUCCUCCGCCCCGCCGCUCGCCGCCUCCUCCUUCUCGGUCUCCUCCUCCCGGUUCGCUGCCUCCUCCUCCUGCAGCAGCAUUAGCGACCGCCGCGGCGCCGGCCCGCUCUCCCGGAGCUCGGGAGGGGGAUAGACCGGGCAGCUGCAGGCUCGGGCGACGAGGCCGAGCUGGGGCCGGGGCGGGGACGGCGGCGGCGGCGGCGGCGGCGGCGGCGCCGGGUGGGGAUGGGGUCGCAGACGCUGCAGAUCCUCCGGCAGGGGGUGUGGGCCGCACUCAGCGGGGGCUGGUACUACGACCCGCACCAGGCCACCUUCGUGAACGCGCUGCACCUCUACCUGUGGCUCUUUCUGCUCGGCCUGCCCUUCACCCUGUACAUGGCCCUUCCUUCUUCCAUGAUUAUAGUAGCAGUUUAUUGUCCCGUGAUAGCUGCUGUUUUCAUUGUUCUGAAGAUGGUCAACUAUCGACUACACAGAGCACUGGAUGCUGGAGAAAUUGUAGAUAGGAGUGCAAAUGAGCUCACAGAUCAGCGAACCAAAGCUGAACAAGGCAACUGUUCAACCAGGAGAAAAGACAGCAAUGGACCUAGUGAUCCUGGUGGAGGGAUUGAAAUGUCUGAAUUCAUUCGGGAGGCCACACCUCCAGUUGGUUGCAGUUCAAGAAAUUCUUAUGCUGGUCUAGAUCCAAGCAACCAGAUUGGAUCUGGUUCCUCUCGUCUUGGAACAGCAGCAACUAUUAAAGGAGAUACAGACACUGCUAAGACAUCUGAUGAUAUCAGUUUAAGUCUGGGCCAGAGCUCUAGUCUUUGUAAGGAAGGAAGUGAAGAACAAGAUUUGGCAACUGAUAGGAAGCUCUUCCGUCUGGUCUCCAAUGAUUCCUUCAUCUCUAUUCAGCCUUCUUUGUCCUCUUGUGGACAGGACUUGCCAAGGGACUUCAGUGACAAAGUGAGUCUGCCAAGUCAUAGCCACCACCACCACAUCGAUCAGUCUCUGUCCAGCGCCUGUGACACAGAAGUAGCCUCUCUUGUACCUUUACAUUCACACUCUUACAGGAAAGAUCACCGGCCGCGAGGUGUACCACGGACUUCCAGCUCUGCUGUGGCCUUUCCUGAUACUUCACUGAAUGACUUCCCUCUUUAUCAGCAGAGACGUGGGUUAGAUCCAGUAAGUGAGUUAGAAUCUUCAAAACCUCAUUCUGGAUCCAAAGAAUCCUUGGUGGAAAAUGUUUGUCUACCUGGGGAAUUCCAGCUUGCUGGUGAUCUGAAAAACAGUAAUUCUCAGCCACCCACAAAAAGUGGGAAGAGCAAAGCUCUAAAUGCAGACAAAAGCAUGGACAGCCUGAGGAGCCUGAGCACACGGAGUAGCGGGUCAACAGAGAGCUAUUGUAGCGGCACAGACCGUGAUACCAACAGUACUGUCAGCAGCUAUAAAAGUGAGCAGACUAGUUCCACUCACAUAGAAAGCAUCUUGUCAGAGCAUGAAGAGUCUCCUAAAGUGGGAAAGAAAAGUGCUAAGAAAAAAGAGUGCUGUGCUGACUCAGAGAAGAGUUGCUGUGCCAGUGACAAAAGGACUAACAGUGACAAGACUGCCUUGGAAGUGAGUACAAAUAGUGGGGCUCCUGAGGCCCAGGAUUCUCAGGCCUCUGAUGAGAUGCACAACCAGAGAGGGCUCAGCACCUCUGCAUCUGAAGAAGCCAAUAAAAACCCCCAUGCAAAUGAGCUAAUUGCACCAGAGGACCCAACCCCUGAGAAACCUGCUGAAAGUAAAGAAGAACAGAAUGAGACGCCUGUCACUUUGGUGGAUUUAAAAGUUUGUAAAGAUACUGGUGGAAAGCAGAAGGAAGGGGAUGUACGACCCAAAUCCUCUAGCUUAAUCCACCGGACAGCCUCUGCCCACAAGUCAGGCAGGAGAAGGACAGGAAAGAAACGAGCCAGCAGUUUUGACUCUAGUCGACACAGGGACUAUGUUUCUUUUCGAGGUGUUUCUGGAACCAAACCACAUAGCGCUAUAUUUUGUCAUGAUGAGGACUCUAGUGAUCAAAGUGACUUGAGUAGAGCAUCAAGUGUCCAUUCUGCUCAUCAGUUCAGCAGUGACAGCUCUUCUAGCACUACUUCUCAUUCGUGCCAAUCUCCUGAGGGCAGAUAUAGCGCUCUAAAGACCAAACACAUUCAUAAGGAAAGGGGUACAGAAUCUGAACACUCACAUAGAGCUCAUCCUGGUCUUGAAGGAACUGGCAAAAAGAGGGCUACACGACGGACUUCCAGCACAAAUAGUGCCAAGACUCGUGCCCGAGUAUUGAGCUUGGACAGUGGCACAGUAGCAUGUUUGAAUGACUCAAAUAGGCUAAUGGCACCUGAAAGUAUAAAGCCCUUAACCACUUCAAAAUCAGAUCUUGAGGCCAAAGAGGGAGAGGUGCUGGAUGAGCUGUCUUUAUUGGGACGGGCAUCCCAGUUAGAAACAGUCACUCGAUCUAGGAAUAGUUUGCCAAGCCAGGUUGCAUUUCCUGAAGAGGACGAGCAAGAUGCAGUCAGUGGAGCAGCACAGGCCAGCGAGGAGGCAGUGUCAUUUCGCCGUGAACGCAGCACAUUUAGGCGCCAGGCAGUACGGCGCCGGCACAAUGCAGGGAGUAACCCUACCCCUCCUACCUUGCUCAUCGGAUCACCCCUAAGCCUUCAAGAUGGUCAGCAAGGCCAGCAGUCCACAGCCCAGGUCAAAAUCCAGUCCCGCCCCCCUUCCCAGGCUGCAGUGCUCAGUGCUAGUGCCUCAUUGCUGGUGAGAAAUGGGAGUGUCCACUUAGAAGCAUCACAUGACAAUGCAUCUGCUGUAGGCGGUAGCAGUUUGCAGGAUGAACUUGGUAAGUUCUCUUCUACACUCUAUGAGACUGGUGGCUGUGAUAUGUCACUUGUGAAUUUUGAACCAGCAGCAAGAAGAGCAUCUAAUAUCUGUGACACGGAUUCUCAUGUAUCCAGUUCUACCUCAGUUCGAUUUUAUCCACAUGAUGUGCUUUCUCUCCCGCAGAUUCGGUUGAAUAGGCUGUUGACCAUUGAUACAGAUUUGUUGGAGCAACAGGACAUUGAUCUGAGUCCUGACUUGGCAGCCACUUAUGGUCCAACAGAAGAAGCUGCCCAAAAGGUUAAACACUAUUACCGCUUUUGGAUCCUGCCCCAGCUGUGGAUUGGCAUUAACUUUGAUAGACUCACACUUUUGGCGCUGUUUGAUAGAAAUCGUGAGAUCCUGGAAAAUGUGUUAGCUGUCAUUCUGGCUAUUCUUGUGGCUUUUUUGGGAUCUAUUCUUCUCAUACAAGGCUUCUUCAGAGACAUCUGGGUCUUCCAAUUCUGCCUGGUCAUAGCCAGCUGUCAGUACUCCCUACUAAAGAGUGUUCAACCAGAUUCUUCUUCGCCCAGGCAUGGUCAUAAUCGUAUCAUUGCUUACAGUAGACCAGUUUACUUCUGUUUAUGUUGUGGUCUAAUUUGGUUCUUGGAUUAUGGUAGCAGAAACCUUACUACAACCAAGUUCAAAUUAUAUGGAAUAACAUUCACCAAUCCACUGGUGUUUGUAUCAGCCAGGGAUUUAGUUAUAGUGUUUACACUCUGUUUCCCAAUAGUGUUUUUCAUUGGCCUCCUGCCUCAGGUGAAUACAUUUGUAAUGUACCUUUGUGAACAAUUGGAUAUUCAUAUUUUUGGUGGUAAUGCUACUACAAGCCUGCUUGCAGCACUUUACAGUUUUAUCUGUAGCAUUGUGGCAGUAGCCUUAUUGUAUGGAUUAUGUUACGGAGCUUUAAAGGAUUCAUGGGAUGGCCAACAUAUUCCAGUACUUUUCUCCAUUUUUUGUGGCUUAUUGGUGGCUGUAUCCUAUCAUCUCAGCCGACAAAGCAGUGAUCCAUCUGUACUUUUCUCUUUGGUACAAUCCAAGAUUUUUCCAAAAACAGAAGAAAAAAAUCCGGAAGACCCUCUGUCUGAAGUAAAAGACCCACUGCCUGAAAAACUUAGGAAUUCUGUUAGUGAGCGUUUACAGUCUGACUUAGUGGUAUGCAUUGUAAUUGGUGUGCUGUAUUUUGCUAUUCAUGUAAGCACGGUGUUCACAGUAUUACAGCCUGCUCUCAAGUUUGUGUUAUAUGCAUUGGUUGGCUUUGUGGGUWUCGUAACCCACUAUGUGCUGCCUCAAGUUAGGAAACAGCUACCAUGGCAUUGUUUCUCUCAUCCUCUGCUGAAGACCGAAGAGUACAAUCAGUAUGAAGUUCGAAAUGCAGCUACUAUGAUGUGGUUUGAAAAACUUCAUGUGUGGCUUCUUUUUGUUGAGAAGAAUAUUAUCUAUCCACUGAUUGUUCUCAAUGAACUUAGUAGUAGUGCAGAGACAAUUGCCAGUCCAAAGAAACUGGAUACAGAAUUAGGUGCUUUAAUGAUCACCAUUGCUGGCUUGAAGUUGCUGCGAUCCUCUUUUAGCAGCCCUACGUAUCAGUAUGUCACAGUCAUCUUUACUGUGCUCUUUUUCAAAUUUGACUAUGAAGCUUUUUCAGAGACCAUGCUAUUGGAUCUCUUCUUCAUGUCCAUACUGUUCAGCAAGCUUUGGGAACUCCUCUAUAAGUUGCAGUUCGUAUAUACCUACAUCGCCCCGUGGCAGAUUACAUGGGGUUCUGCUUUCCAUGCGUUUGCUCAGCCCUUUGCAGUGCCUCAUUCAGCCAUGUUGUUUAUUCAGGCUGCUGUAUCAGCUUUCUUCUCUACUCCACUAAACCCUUUUCUAGGAAGUGCAAUAUUUAUCACUUCUUAUGUUCGGCCUGUGAAAUUCUGGGAGAGAGAUUAUAACACAAAACGAGUAGAUCAUUCAAAUACCAGAUUGGCUUCCCAGCUUGAUAGAAAUCCAGGAUCAGAUGACAAUAAUCUGAAUUCCAUCUUCUAUGAACAUUUAACCAGAUCCCUGCAACACAGCCUCUGUGGUGAUUUGUUACUGGGACGGUGGGGAAACUACAGUACUGGGGAUUGUUUCAUCCUUGCCUCUGACUAUCUCAAUGCAUUAGUACACCUUAUAGAAAUAGGCAAUGGUCUCGUCACUUUCCAGCUGCGGGGCCUGGAAUUCAGAGGUACCUACUGUCAACAACGGGAAGUAGAGGCCAUUACUGAAGGUGUAGAAGAAGAUGAAGGAUUUUGCUGUUGUGAACCUGGCCAUAUUCCUCAUGUACUUUCAUUUAAUGCUGCUUUUAGCCAACGCUGGCUAGCUUGGGAAGUGAUAGUCACUAAGUAUAUUCUGGAGGGGUAUAGCAUCACUGAUAAUAGUGCCGCUUCUAUGCUUCAAGUCUUCGAUCUUCGGAAAGUACUCACUACUUACUAUGUCAAGGGUAUAAUUUAUUAUGUUACAACRUCCUCUAAGUUAGAGGAGUGGCUAGCUAAUGAGACAAUGCAGGAAGGACUCCGUCUGUGUGCAGAUCGAAAUUAUGUUGAUGUGGACCCCACCUUUAAUCCAAACAUUGAUGAAGAUUAUGAUCAUCGGUUGGCAGGCAUAUCCAGAGAAAGUUUCUGUGUGAUUUACCUUAACUGGAUAGAGUACUGUUCUUCUCGGAGAGCAAAGCCUCUAGAUGUGGACAAAGAUUCAUCACUGGUGACUCUCUGUUAUGGACUCUGUGUUCUAGGACGGAGAGCUUUGGGAACUGCAUCCCAUCAUAUGUCCAGUAAUUUAGAGUCAUUCCUCUAUGGAUUGCAUGCCCUAUUUAAAGGAGAUUUCCGUAUUUCUUCAAUUCGAGAUGAAUGGAUCUUUGCUGACAUGGAAUUACUAAGAAAAGUAGUAGUCCCUGGAAUCCGUAUGUCCAUUAAACUUCAUCAGGAUCAUUUCACUUCUCCAGAUGAGUACGAUGACCCUACUGUGCUCUAUGAAGCCAUUGUGUCUCAUGAAAAGAACCUCGUGAUAGCCCAUGAAGGGGAUCCUGCGUGGCGGAGUGCAGUUCUUGCCAACUCUCCCUCCUUGCUUGCUUUGCGGCAUGUCAUGGAUGAUGGCACCAAUGAAUAUAAAAUCAUCAUGCUCAAUAGGCGCUACCUAAGCUUUAGGGUCAUUAAAGUGAACAAGGAGUGUGUCCGAGGUCUUUGGGCCGGGCAACAGCAGGAGCUUGUUUUUCUGCGAAAUCGUAACCCAGAGAGAGGUAGCAUCCAGAAUGCAAAGCAAGCUCUACGAAACAUGAUAAACUCAUCUUGUGACCAACCUAUUGGCUACCCAAUCUUUGUCUCACCCCUGACAACUUCUUACUCUGAUAGCCAUGAACAGCUUAAAGAAAUUCUUGGGGGACCUAUCAGCUUGGGAAAUAUCAGAAACUUCAUAGUGUCAACCUGGCAUAGACUAAGGAAAGGUUGUGGAGCCGGAUGUAACAGUGGUGGCAAUAUUGAAGAUUCUGAUACUGGAGGUGGAACUUCCUGUGUGGGUAAUAAUGCAACAACUGCCAAUGAUCCCCACAGCAAUAUGUCCCAAGGAAGCUCUGGAAAUCCUGGGCAGGGAUCAGGAACUGGACUUCAUCCACCUGCUACAUCUUACCCUCCAACUCUAGGCACUAGCCACAGUGCUCACUCUGUGCAGUCGAGCCUUGUCAGACAGUCCCCUGCUCGGGCCUCUGUAGCCAGCCAGUCUUCCUACUGCUACAGCAGCCGGCAUUCAUCUCUCAGGAUGUCCACCACAGGAUUUGUGCCUUGUCGGCGCUCUUCCACCAGCCAGAUAUCACUUCGAAACUUGCCAUCAUCCAUCCAGUCCCGCCUUUCUAUGGUGAACCAGAUGGAGCCCUCCGGUCAGAGUGGGAUGGCUUGUGUACAGCAUGGCCUUCCUUCUUCAAGCAGCUCCAGCCAAAGCAUCCCCGCCUGCAAACACCACACUCUCGUGGGCUUUCUUGGGACAGAGGGGAGUCAGAGCAGUGCCACGGAUGCCCAGCCAGGCAACACCUUAAGUCCUGCAAAUAAUUCGAAUGCCAAGAAGGGGGAAGUGAUUUACAGAGUCCAAAUUGUGGAUCCCACCCAAAUUCUGGAAGGGAUCAACCUGUCAAAAAGGAAAGAGCUACAGUGGCCUGAUGAGGGAAUUCGAUUAAAAGCUGGGAGAAACAGCUGGAAAGACUGGAGUCCUCAGGAGGGCAUGGAAGGCCAUGUGAUUCACCGAUGGGCACCUUGCAGCAGAGACCCAGGUACGAGAUCCCACAUCGACAAGGCAGUGCUUCUGGUCCAGAUUGAUGAUAAAUACGUGACUGUGAUUGAAACUGGGGUACUAGAACUUGGGGCUGAAGUUUGAGCUUGUGUUUUGUAGCCAAAUUUCUUUUCCCUCUCACUUCCAAAACCUUGGAAAAAGAGGAGCUUCCAGAAGAUGGCCACAGAAUCACUUUGAUCCUGUAUGGGAGAGACUGGUGAAUAGUGGCAUGGUUCUGCACCUCCCCGGGGCUUCACCCUGGCUCUUGUCAUUGUCUCCAUUCCCAAAUAAAGCUGAAAUAUUUUUUUAAGUUAACCACAAGAAAACAUUUUGCAUGGAGGAUAAAGUUCUGUUAAAAUACAUCUUUAAAAAGUUUUUCCUAUGCAUUGCCUAUGCUUUAAAUCAAAAAACUCUUAAUUUCUAAACUAUGAUUUCAUAUUUUUCUAA
This is a messenger RNA of Urocitellus parryii (Arctic ground squirrel), 7806 nucleotides long. RefSeq names its product pecanex 1 (gene Pcnx1). The record is from RefSeq and is a predicted model, not a curated record. NCBI's taxonomy places the organism in Eukaryota, Metazoa, Chordata, Mammalia, Rodentia, Sciuridae. Gene Ontology annotation, cellular component: membrane.